This is a messenger RNA of Zootoca vivipara (common lizard), 1494 nucleotides long. It is a transcript of the gene DNAJB11, whose product is annotated as DnaJ heat shock protein family (Hsp40) member B11. Lineage: Eukaryota; Metazoa; Chordata; Lepidosauria; Squamata; Lacertidae. Gene Ontology annotation, biological process: protein maturation; protein folding. The record is from RefSeq and is a predicted model, not a curated record. Gene Ontology annotation, cellular component: endoplasmic reticulum. Gene Ontology annotation, molecular function: misfolded protein binding.
AGCCUGAUUGGGCGGUUAGCUUCACCGGGUUCUCUUUCGUGCGUGCCUAUGGUUACCGGCGUGUGAGAGGAGCGAGGAGGGGGCGCGCUUGGAACCUGCUCGAAGAGACCCCCCCCUCCCGCCAUGUCACCCCGCUCCCUCGGCGGGCUUUUGCUGUUGCUGCUGUGCCUGCUCGAAGACGCCGUCGCCGGGAGAGAUUUCUACAAGAUAUUGGGGGUGCCCCGUAGUGCAUCUGUUAAAGACAUUAAGAAGGCCUACCGAAAACUCGCUCUGCAGCUUCACCCAGACCGGAAUCCUGAUGAUCCACGUGCGCAGGAAAAAUUCCAGGAUCUUGGGGCUGCCUAUGAGGUAUUGUCAGAUGAGGAAAAGCGAAAGCAGUACGAUGCAUAUGGAGAAGAGGGAUUGAAAGAGGGUCACCAGAGUUCUCAUGGAGAUAUUUUUUCACAUUUCUUUGGAGACUUUGGUUUCAUGUUUGGAGGUAAUCCUCGUCAGCAAGAUAGGAACAUUCCAAGAGGAAGUGAUAUCAUUGUGGACCUAGAAGUUACACUGGAAGAAGUGUACUCAGGAAAUUUUGUGGAAGUUAUUCGAAACAAGCCGGUAGCAAGGCAGGCACCAGGGAAGCGGAAAUGCAAUUGCCGGCAAGAGAUGAGGACAACCCAGCUAGGCCCGGGGCGUUUCCAGAUGACCCAAGAAGUAGUUUGUGAUGAAUGUCCCAAUGUCAAGCUUGUAAAUGAAGAACGAACCCUAGAGGUGGAGAUAGAACCUGGUGUGAGAGAUGGCAUGGAAUAUCCCUUUAUCGGAGAAGGUGAACCACAUGUUGAUGGAGAGCCAGGUGACUUGCGCUUCCGAAUAAAAGUUCUCAAGCACCCAGUUUUUGAGCGAAGAGGAGACGAUUUAUAUACAAAUGUGACUAUUUCACUGGUUGAGGCUCUUGUGGGUUUUGAAAUGGAUAUUGCCCAUUUAGAUGGGCAUAAGGUGCAUGUUGCCCGGGAUAAAACCACAAAGCCUGGAGCCAAGCUGUGGAAAAAAGGAGAAGGUCUUCCCAACUUUGACAACAAUAACAUUAAAGGCUCUCUAAUAAUUACAUUUGAUGUAGACUUUCCCAAAGAGCAGCUGACAAGUGAACAACGAGAAGGUCUCAAACAACUGCUGAAACAGGCAUCGGUGCAGAAGGUGUACAAUGGACUGCAGGGAUAUUAAAUUGGUGACAAAUGAACUUUGUUGCAAAUGAGAGAAAUCAGUGCUAUGAACUGGUCUUCUGGUUGUUGUAGAACAAAGCUGAGGGGUGUUGGAGUGACUGCUGAGCCCUCCAUUUUUACAAAUAGUGAAGGUGAUUUGGGGGCAGAUCAGAAGACGGUAAAAGAAUUUUCCUUAUUUGGGACACAACUGGUGCUCUAUCUGGAGCAAUCAGGCUCCAGCAGUUGAGAAAUGUGAGGCGUUUUAAAACACAUACCACGUUUGAAAUUCUGGUUUUAAAAUAUAUUUUGAUGUUAC